AUGGCGGAUAGCGUUGAAAUUAAAAUUGACAGCUCCGAUGGCGGGAAAAUUAGCCCAGAUAAUUGCACUAACAGGAACGAAACGGAUAGUCACAGUCACGAAAAUGGCGCAGAUGCGAGCAGUUUUGACAGAAUUCAAAAUGCGACAAAGGAUUUACUGGGAGUAUCUAGGAACGGACAUAGAAAAUCGUUUAUGGAAGAAGAAAGCGCGAAAGAGAAGACAAGAGUCUCUUUGUUGAAGCAAUGUUCUGCUAUAUUGAAGCAGGAUGAACAGAAAUACAAUAAAGAAAGCCUACAUAGAAUUUUCCAAGAUGAGGAAUUCCACGAAUUCAUUCUUAAUACCGGUCUUUUAGCCAUAAUGUGA
Messenger RNA from Leptosia nina, 363 nucleotides. NCBI's taxonomy places the organism in Eukaryota, Metazoa, Arthropoda, Insecta, Lepidoptera, Pieridae. The record is from the annotation of a GenBank genome assembly.